Molecule: messenger RNA, 1665 nt
Organism: Bipolaris zeicola 26-R-13
Lineage: Eukaryota; Fungi; Ascomycota; Dothideomycetes; Pleosporales; Pleosporaceae
Exons: 3
Coding region: 1-1665 (554 amino acids)
Biological process (GO): transmembrane transport
Molecular function (GO): transmembrane transporter activity
Source: RefSeq, a predicted model, not a curated record
AUGGCGGCUUUCAUCCAAUCUAAAGCUAUUCGCGCACGGGCAAAAGAACAGUUGCAAAUCUUAGGUUAUUACAGCGCCCUUUUUCCCUACGAAGAAUCCCAACUCAGCGUCUACAUUACGUCUUUCGAAAGAGUACCACCCGAUCCACACGAGCAAGAGGCGAGCAAUGGUAGCUGCAGCAUUGUUGACAGAAACUACCCAUACACAAAUAUGGCUGGAGUCUCUAUACAGACCACGACAACCGGCGAAUCGUUCUACAGAGUUGACUGGGAAUCUACUUCGGAUUCUUUCAACCCUCGUAAUUGGUCUUUAAAGAAACGGAUUAGAACUCUGUUACUUUUAGAUCUAAUUGCGGCAGUUAUGACGGUCGCUAGCGCCAUUGAGUCACCCGUAGCACCACAAGCUGCGCAAUUCUUCCAUGCCUCAGAGACUCUACAAGCAUUUAGCGGCACAGGGACCUAUCUUGUAGGCUUUGGGCUUGGUGCUUUACUAGCGGCACCAGCAUCAGAGAUCUUAGGCCGCUACUCUGUAUACCUAUACUCCCUUUGUGUAUGCGAGUGCUGGCUGCUAGGGUCCGCUUUGGCGCAGAACUCAGGCUCUCUUAUUGUUUUCCGGUUUUUGGCAGGGCUUUUUGCAUCUGCUCCCCUUACAGUCGCAGGAGGCAGUAUGAGUGAUCUCUGGAAUACUAAGGAGAUGACUUGGGCUUUUCCAAUGUUUGCUGUAGUAGGUUUUGGAGGGCCAGCAUUAGCCCCAGUAAUUGCAAGUUACAUUGGACAAAGCAGAUAUACAAGUUGGCGCUGGGCUGAGUGGCUAGUUGUCAUUCUAAAUGGUUUCUGCAUACUGAUGGUAGUGCUCGGGAUGGAAGAGACAUUCGCACCCCAGCUUCUUCAAACGAAAGCAAAACAGCUCAGGGUGUUGACAGGGGACGAUCGUUUCAAAACGGCGAAAGAAAUUGAUGAAGCAGGACCUAGGAGCCUACUCAAAAAGGAUUUUACGCGACCCUUUCGUCUAGCACUAGAGCCAAUUGUGCUCUUCCUCACGUUGUACAAUACAAUCAUUUACGUGGUUAUGUUCACUUUCCUUGUGGGCUACCCAUAUAUAUUCGGGCAGACCUAUGGGAUAGAUCAAGGACUAAAAAACUUGUGUUUUCUCGGCCUAUUAGUCGGUAUCCUGCUAUCGACUGCCCUUUUUCCAUUCAUUUUAGCAAAAAUGGACCAGUUAUGCCUCGAGAAAGGUGAUGACGGCUCUGGACAAUCAAUUCCGCAAGAGUCAAGACUCAUGUUUGCUAUGUUUGGGGCACCACUCCUGCCAAUUGGGCUAAUCUGGAUGGGCUGGACGGAUACUCCAACUAUAUCAAUCUGGUCACCACUCGCUGCUUCUGUUACUAUUGGGCUUGGUACUGUAUGUAUCUUUAUAAGUUCAUAUAUGUACAUCAUCGACAGCUAUCAGAUAUACGCCGCAUCUGCGCUGACCUUCGUAACUAUUGUGCGUUAUGUCAUAGCUGGCGUUAUGACAGUUGUUGGUAUACUAAUGUACAAGAAUCUAGGAACACAUUGGACGCUAACGGCGCUCGGGUGCAUUAGCGCGGUCGUUACACCUGUUCCAUACGUCCUAUACUACUACGGCGAGACAAUCCGCGAAAAGAGCAAGUUAGCUGUUCGGUAG